UCUGAAUCAGGCCGAACCCCCUUGGACUCCUCCUACUCCUAUCUCCUUUCCUCCUCUUGCUUUCUCCGUCUCCGUACUCUCCUUUUAUUCCCCUUUGUCCUUGCAGAACGAGUCUCACACCGCAUAGACCGGCACUCAGUACCCCGUGGGACCCUCGCCUAUUCAUCUGAACAUCUCGCCGUGUCGUGACUUUCUCCUCUCCGUUUCAAGUCGUCUAGACCAGUUUUCCAAUAUUUCGGUGGAAAUCAACAAAUCGAGAAUAUGCCGCCUCCUUUAAUACAGCACCUGACACAAGCGCUGCCGCAGCAUUGUGAGCCGUCUUCGCCCUUUUUCGCUGCCAUUUCCGCACAUCUACACACGUGCAUACCUACGCCGCUCGCUCUCAUCUCAUCGGUGUUGGGCACCCUCAGCAUCGUCUCCUGGCUCUUUGCACAACUCCCACAGAUAUACAAGAAUGUCCAGUUGCAAUCUACGUCAGGCUUGUCCAUUUUCUUUCUUGUGGAGUGGUGCUUGGGAGAUACUAGCAACCUGAUCGGCGCUAUACUCACUCGGCAAGCUACUUGGCAAGUCAUCAUUGCAAGCUACUAUGUCCUGGUCGACGUUACACUUGUCUUCCAGUUUUUCUGGUACACACAUAUCAAAGGGCGUCAGAAUGGCUACGCUAGUCUCUCUCACUCACAUCAUGAGGGCGGCACCGGGGGUGUAUUAGAAGGGGUAUCCUUUUCCGAGAAUGACUCGAUCAACCAUGCACCUUCAGAGACCACAGUCAACUCAGACGCGAAGGAUGUGAAAGGUCGCAAAGAAUCUAUCUUCGGUUCUUAUAAUGGCCAGGUUCCGUCGUACUCCAAUGAGAAGCUGAGCUCAUCCCGUCGGUCCAUGGUCAGAAAAAGCAGUGGUCCCAGCCUGCCUAUUGCCUCUACGCGCACAGUUCUUUUAGCAUCGAUGCUCUGCGCCGUUGUGGCCAACGCAGCACCAACGGAGCCAGCCACCGAACCGCACCCCUAUUUCCUCAGCCUGGAGUUCUUUGGUGCCCUUUUCUCAUGGAUGUCAACCGUCCUAUAUCUUUUCUCCCGCCCACCUCAAUUAUACAAGAAUUACAAACGCAAGAGCACAUCCGGCCUGUCUCCGCUACUCUUCAUGGCCGCAUUCAGCGGAAACUUCUUCUACUCCACGUCACUCCUCACAAACCCCAACGCCUGGUACGACUACCCUCCGUACGGCGGCGGCGGAUGGGCUGACUCCGACGGCAACAACCGCGCCGAAUGGCUAGGCAGAGCUAUCCCCUUCUUCCUGGGGGCAUUCGGCGUCCUCUUCUUUGACGGUUUCAUGGGCGUGCAAUUCCUGAUGUACGGCACGCGAGAUGACGAGUCCAUUAUCGAAAUCGAAGAUCCGAAGUGCGGACGCAGUCGCUGGAUGCGAGUCCGCGGCUGGAUGAGAGGCUGGAUCCCCUCCGUGUCCCCUACCCGGCAAGCCCACCACCACCGUACUCCCUCAGAAAGCCAGGCGCUUCUAGAAGAAGAUUGUGAUAGAUACGGUACAGUUUAAAUGAUUAACUAGACUUCAUGUCGUGUAAUCAUCUAGAACUUUCUGUUUUCUUUACACUCAUUUACCUUUCUCGACUGCGUUAAGCAGGUACGAUUUCUUUAUGACUUCAUGACGAUAUUUCGGUGUGUGGGCUUUACUGUUUCUUAUCGUUUCAAAUUCUCCGGUUUUCACAGGUUCAUUCUCCAUCGUUCGGCGCCUUUGUUUUAGUUGUUCUUCUAUAUAUCCUUUGGACGUUAUUGGAUUCAGGAAUGGGCUGGACUCCAGGGUUUACUUUGAGGUGUUUGGUUACGGAUAGAUAUCUGCAUACGGGGUGCAUAUAUAGCAUAAACCUAAGGUACUCGAAUACUAUUUGACUUAUUGGAGCAACGUACAU
Molecule: messenger RNA, 1918 nt
Organism: Aspergillus pseudonomiae
Lineage: Eukaryota; Fungi; Ascomycota; Eurotiomycetes; Eurotiales; Aspergillaceae
Product: PQ-loop repeat-containing protein
Exons: 1
Coding region: 262-1545 (427 amino acids)
Source: RefSeq, a predicted model, not a curated record